Megalops cyprinoides (Indo-Pacific tarpon) is the source of this 11820-nucleotide messenger RNA. It is a transcript of the gene kmt2bb, whose product is annotated as lysine (K)-specific methyltransferase 2Bb. Gene Ontology annotation, biological process: positive regulation of DNA-templated transcription. The record is from RefSeq and is a predicted model, not a curated record. NCBI's taxonomy places the organism in Eukaryota, Metazoa, Chordata, Actinopteri, Elopiformes, Megalopidae. The transcript is spliced from 37 exons. Gene Ontology annotation, cellular component: histone methyltransferase complex; nucleus. The coding region runs from base 5 to 11806 and encodes 3933 amino acids. Gene Ontology annotation, molecular function: zinc ion binding; DNA binding; protein binding.
GCUAAUGAUGGCGGCAGCGGGAUGCGGAUCAGCAACCGCGGCUACCGGGGGAGGCCCAAGCAAUAUGGCCACGGCUCGGGGCCGUUUCCCGGGUCGGCCUUGGUCAUCACGUAGCCGAUUGCGUUCUGAGAAGCGUUCGCAGCUCGUCCGGUUAGGGACUGAAGCCGGGGAGACGGACACAGGAGGCCCUAGGCCCGCCAGCCUUGGACUUGCGCUGAACGACGACCAGUCUCACCUGCGUUUACUGGGGAUGGAGGCUAAAUACAGGCGCCUGGGAGAGGCCGGUUACAACUCUAGUGGUAGCGAAGAGGGAGAUGAUUUUCAGGGGUUUGAGCCAGACAAUGAAGGCUACAAGAGCCCUUUGCGUUCAGGACAUAAUCCCUCCAAAGGCAAUUCCUUUACAACUAAAUUGUCAGCGCAGACAGAGGUGAAGCCCCCUCCGGCAUUGGCCCUUCCAGCAGCAACAACUGUGUCACCAGCUCCUAAAAAGCUCUCUAAAGCUUCCCAAGAACCUAGGCAGAAGUCUUUAAAUGCCAAGCCUCAAACAAAUAGUGGCAAAGGUUCCAAAAACAACCCCUCUCAAACAUUAAAGAAAGGGGGUCCCUCCUCAUCAGCACGGAACAAGCCACAGAGCUCCACUAAGCCCAGAAUAACUGUCAGGCUGGUGGCCAAAAAGACAGUCAAGAACGAAACGGUUGUCUGUCAAAAGCCGGUUAAAAAACUCAAGGUAGCGGGAUACAAAUUCCUGUCAAAAGCUAGGAAAAUCCAAGGUGCUCAGCUCUCUAGUGCCCAUGUCAAGUUAAAGAAAGGGAGUCUGACUUGUGGGACAGAGCCCUCGAAAGGCAAAGGUGGAGCGAGAGGAAGAGCCACAAUCACAAAGCAAGGUGGGAGGUCCGCAGGCAAGAAACUAGAAGGUAACAGUGUUCGUCAGAGGUCUAAAACUAAAAUUGAUCACCAAAAGACGGAAAGUAAGAGAUCUGUGUGCAAGCAAGAUCUUCCGCUGGAAGCCAGAAAUGAGUCUAAAACUGACGAAAAGAAGAAACGGAAACGCAGAAAGAGAGCCUUAGAGACAAACACCUCAGUUUCAAAACAGAGGAGGUCUAAAAAAGUUGCUCCCCUCUCCGAGGCUGGUACAAGUCUCACGGUUAAAAGUGAAAGUGAGAGUAUAGAACAAAGCUCAUCAGAGGUCCCGGCAGCAACAACGGACAAUCCAGGACAUAGUAAGGGGAUGGAGACACUGGAGAGCACGAAGGAGCAUGAGGAAGACUAUAAGCCGGCGGAUAUCCACAUCCCUUCAUCAGUGGAGCCCAGCAAACCUUCUGGUGACACUACUGAGAGUCUAACUUUUGAAAAUGACAUCCAAGACAUGGGAAUCCCUGGGCUCAAGCUGAAGAGGGUGAGGAACCCCAAAGCUAUGCUGGCCAGUUCAGCCCGAUCUCGCUCCGGUGGUCGCGGCUCCAAGGGCUCACGCAAGAAGCAGAGUAAAUUUGUGUGGACCCUGACGUUAGUGAAGGGCAAAAGUAAGCCCGCUAAUGUGCCAGAGUCUGGAAAUCUUGGUAAAGUAACAGAAGGUGAAGGAGAGUCCACAUUAGAGAACCAAGCUCCUUCAGUUGACUCUUGGAUGAUUAAGAGUCCAGAGAAAGUGGACCUUGAGGAGGCCAAAGUUGAAGUUUCUCCAGAAGCAACUAAGCACAGAAGGAAGCGAGCAAAGUCGUUGAAACGGAAAAAAGAGAAGACAUCGCAAGGGCCAGAACUGGGAGAAGCAGUGCAGGCAUAUCCAGAUGAGGCUACGCAAACAGAGGCAGAUGUUUUAACUGGAGAAGAGGCCGUUCCACCAUUGCAGCUAAAGGUAGUUUCAUCACCAGGCAAAUUCAACACUCUGCAGCCAUCACUCUUGAUCCGUCGAGUUACCCCAGAUUCAGAGGAGAAAGAGCUAAUCACAGGAAAUAUCUGUGAAAUUCCUGAGGAGAAAUUUACCCCAUUGUUGGAGGUAGCUAUCCCACCUACUUGUAAAGUAAAGGCGAGGUCUAACCUCACCAGCUCACGAAAGAAACGUGGCCAUAAACCGUGGACGAGCCAUAAACGCAAGACAAAGAAAAACGUCUGCGUUGAAAACACUCCACAUUUGCAUGCUUCUGAAGCCAGUGCCCAGACUGAGGAAGUGUCAACAGUAGCUGUUACCCCUAAACCAAGACGACAAACUGGUAAAGUGGGACUUUCAGGGAGUAAAGGAUGUUCCUCUACAAGUAAGACAGAGUUGAUGUCAGAAACCGCAGAAUCUCCUGAGACAGCCUUCUCUGAACCUGUGGGAGUGACUGACACCCAACCAGAGGUAAAAGAGGAACUGGAAAUGGAGUCAAAAGAAGAUGCUGAGGUCUUGGUGCUGGAACCUCCAUUGACAGAGCAGCAACCAUUGUGUUUUGUCAGGAAACCCCGCAGACAUGGCAAGAAACGACGCAGGGCAUUAAUCGGACAAAGACUGAAGCGUAAAGGGCAGCCUCCUAGGUUACCCGAAGAGCAGGUUGAUGGUGACGACUGCUCUGCCAUGGCCACCUCAGCCCCUUUAAGACCCAAACUAAUUGGUGUCCUAAAAACUAAGUACCGCAGGAAACAGGUUCCUACCUCCAGCCUUCAGUUUUUCGGGAUGAAACGGCCAAGGGCAAGGCCCUUAAGUGAGGAAGUGGAAAGGGACUUAGCCCAUCAGCUUCUUAGCCACGAGGUGAAGCAGGAGGGAGAAGCGCUCCCAGUCUCCAGGGGCCUUCAGCGAGGAAAGUUCCUCAAGAAUAUCCGCCACUUUAUCAUGCCUGUUGUUAGUGCCCGCUCCUCACGGGUCAUCAAGACGCCAAAGAGGUUUAUGGACGAUGCCGGCAUGUCUGUUUUACCCCGGAGGAGCACUCCGAAGAAGGGCCACCACCUUGGCCUGCACCCGCGUUCGGUCAGGAAACGAGACAAUGCAGCCACCGGCGGCUUGUUUCCUGAUUUGCCUUUGUGCGAUCCGAAGAUUGAACCUGAAGCCCCAUUAGAUGCCGAUUUGCCCACAAGCCAGGAACCCGGUCAGGACUCCUUACUUGGGGCAGAAAGCCCGACCACAGAUGGCCUUACAGGGAAACGGAAAUCGCUUUUACGGGAGCCCAGUUUCAAGUGGCGUGUCCUUGGGGCUGCUGGGGGGGAAGUGUUCACUCUGGCUAAACCCAAAGUGCAGAAGAGUAAGUACAAGAAAGAGAUGCCCUCCAAAAGCUUCCUAUCAUCUGCAGACCCAUCUGCAGCCAGUCCUCACCUGAAAAGAGUCCCCAAGCUCAGCAAGGGGAAGAGACACACAACAAUCUACAAAAAACUGAAGAAGCUCCCCCCAGGUACUAGAAGGAAACGCAAUAAGAAGGAUGGAAUCAGCCUUAAUUUUGGCACCCCCGCUGAUACAGAGAACAGGGGUCAAGAUGAUGGUAGUGGAGGUUCUAGUCUGGCUAAAUCUCUCUCAGACACGGAGAAGGAGAAGGAGAAGGCCAAGCUGAAGAUUGAGGACCUCAAUUCCCCUGGGGUAGUGCGAAAAGUUUCAGUCUGUGUCCGCAGUCUGGAUUCUGAGGUCCUGAAGUCACAAUGUGGAGAGCAGCUGCAGGAACUGGAGAGGGAGAAGAUGAACAGGAAUGCAGACUCCUCAGGGCUGAAGUCCAAAGAAGAAGGUGACACACUCAAUACAGAAGCUGAAAAUCAGGACCCUCAGCCGGAGCUGGACCAGAGUUCAGAGAGUGAUAGGGUGGUUGUAGAGGAGAAGGGUGCCUCCCAACGAAUUCGUCUCACCAGUGCCAACAAGAGGAUGUUCCACCUUCUGAAGAGAGCCAGGGUCCAGCUCAUCAAGAUUGAUCAGCAGAAACAGCUAAAGUCCUCCCAGCUCUUGUCUGGGCCUUUGGCUGUGGGACCUCGGGAUGGAGGUACGGCAAGUGUGAAGAGGAGGCGGGUAAAGCAAAAGGAGCAACCUGAGCCUGACUCCUCAAACAAGAACGGUGCUCCUCAGGAGCUGCGCCGAGGGGGCCCACGGAUCAAGCACGUGUGCCGGGCUGCGGCGGUGGUGCUGGGGCAACCCCGCGCCAUGGUGUCCGACGACAUCCCCAGGCUCAGUGCCCUGCCGAUGCAUGAGAGGUCCAGCAUCUCCCCGUCCCCCGCCGCGCAAGGUGUGGGGUCACCCUCAGAGCCAGACAGCCCUGCUCUGGAGGACCAGAAGCCUCCGAAGGUUCGUGGUCUGGGCCCCAGGCCCCGGAGCGAGUACGGGCCCUUUGGAAUGCGCUCCCGGAGGUGCGGGGAGUGCAAGGGGUGCCUCCACGAGGAGGACUGUGGCGAGUGCAUCAACUGCCUGGACAAACCCAAGUUUGGGGGGCCCAACACCAAACGCCAAUGCUGCGUGUUUAAGCGGUGUGAUCAGAUCGAGGAGAGAAAGGCACUGCGUCUGGGAGGCAAGCUCCACAAGGGCCAUGUGAAACGCAGGCGGUCGUCGUUCAGCGGCUGUCACUCCAGCAACGAGGAGGGGGAUGGUGGGGACGGAGGGGGCCGGUCGUCACCGACGACGCCUGCCGACGGCGAGAGCCCCUCUGUGAGGAAGCAGCCACGCCGCUGCGUGAAGCCACGCUCCUACUGCGACCUGCUGGAUUACGACUCCGACCUGGACAUCAUGGCAGGCUCCAACUCAGCCUCCCCGGGCAGGCGGAGGGCCUCUGGCCCGCGCAAUCAAGACUUCGUGGCUCUGGACGGCUUCCCGGGCAGCGUAUCGGAGGAUGGCGUACGGCACCGCAGACCCGGCCAGCACAGAGUUCCGCCCGUGCGCCGCAAAGCUGAGAAGAGCCCCCUGGAGCAGACGCCGCCGAGUGUCUUGGCUGCACUGGCCAACGGAUUCGCGCAGAGGGAGAAGGAGCCCUCUGAGCCUUCGCACAAGAUCCGCGUCGACUUCAAGGAGGACUGUAACAUCCAAAACGUGUGGCUGAUGGGGGGUCUGAGUAUCCUCACCUCGGUCCCAGUCAUCCCUCAGUAUGUCUGUCUGCUCUGUGCAAGCAAAGGACACCACGAGAUGCUGUACUGUCAGGUGUGCUGUGAACCUUUUCACCGGUUCUGCUUGGAGCCUGCAGAGCGGCCCCUGGAGGAGAACAAGGAAAACUGGUGCUGCCGUCGCUGCAAGUUCUGCCACGUCUGCGGUCGCAGGAACAAGCACUCCAAGCCUCUGUUGGAGUGCGAGCGAUGUCAGAACUGCUAUCACCCUUCCUGCCUGGGACCCAACUACCCCAAACCCAACAAGCGAAAGAAGUCCUGGGUGUGCAUGACUUGUAUCAGGUGUAAAAGCUGUGGUGUGACUCCAGGGAAGAGCUGGGAUACAGAAUGGAACCACGAGAAGGGCCUUUGUCCCGACUGCACCAAACUCUAUGACCAGGGCAACUACUGUCCCAUCUGCUACAAGUGUUACGAGGACAACGACUAUGACAGCCAGAUGAUGCAGUGUGCCACAUGUAACCACUGGGUCCAUGCGAAAUGCGAGGGCUUGUCAGACGACCUGUACGAGAUCCUGUCCAGCCUGCCGGAGAGCGUGGUGUACUCCUGUGGGCCCUGCAGCCUGACCCAGCCCAGCAACUGGAGGGAGCUGCUCCACGUGGAGCUGCGGGCAGGGGUGGAGAAGGUGCUGGCCUGCCUGCUGACCUCUACCCUCACCCAGCACCUGGUCACCUGCAAGGAGUGUGCCUCUGUGAUGGGCCCCGACAACGGAUCAGAGGGGCAGCCAGCCUGUGACCUCCGCGCUGUGGGGAAGAAGUUUGACAAAGGCCUCUACACUACGCUGAAAUCAUUCCAUGAGGAUGUGGUCCAGGUGAUUCGGAAACAACUGGAGGAAGAAGAGAAGACUCUUCAGGAAGACCAGAGACCCACGGCGCUGGCUCGAUCCUACUACUUAAAGUUGCUGGAGGAGGUUUUCUGUUGGUUUAAUAGCCAGGACCCCAAAGUGUGGGAUCCACGCUCCAAAGAAUUACCAGCUGGGACGCUCCCCAACGCUGUGCUGCCCCCCUCCACCGAGCACCUGUACGCCCAGUUUCGUGAGCGGGAGGAGCAGAGGGCCAGAGUGCCUGUGGGACCCCAUCAGGAGGAGGAUGGGAACCCCAAGUUCAAAACUGAAGAAGGGCCCCGAUUCUCCACCCCCAUCUCCAGAAAACCAGCCAUCAGCUACUCCAGGAGCAACAAGAGCUUCAGGUUAAAGCUCAAAGGGAAGAAGGGGCGCCCGUCCAAAGCUGACCUGGAUACCGGGUGGUCGAAGGAGGAUGAGCGUCAGUGUUCCCUGUGCCAGAAAUAUGGGGAUGCAAAGUCCAAUGAUGCGGGUAGGCUGCUGUACCUGGGGCAGAACGAAUGGGCUCACGUCAACUGCUCCAUGUGGUCCGCCGAGGUGUUCGAGGAGGAGAAUGGUUCUCUGAUGCACGUGCACAGUGCCGUCGCCAGGGGGCGCCUCAUGCGGUGUGAGCGGUGCAAUCAGACCGGGGCCACGGUGGGGUGCUGCCUCACGUCCUGCCAGAGCAACUACCACUUCAUGUGUGCCCGCACCCGCAACUGUGUGUUCCAGGAUGACAAGAAGGUCUUCUGCCACAAGCACCGGGACCUCAUCAGCGGGAAGAUGGUCACUGGACAGGGGUUCGAAGUCCUGCGGAGGGUGUAUGUGGAUUUUGAGGGGAUCAGCCUACGUAGGAAAUUCCUGACUGGUUUGGAACCGGAGUCCAUUAAUAUGAUGAUAGGUUCUUUACAGAUCGAUAAACUAGGGGUGCUGACUGAACUGUCAGCAAGUCAAGGAAAGCUGUUUCCUGUGGGCUACCAAUGCUCUCGCUGGUACUGGAGCACAAGAGACCCACGCCGGCGCUGCAAGUACACUUGCAGGGUGAGGGAGGUGCGGCCCCCGGUCCAGGAGAAGCCUGUAGAGGAGACUCCCGAUCAGGGCGAAAACUGCACUAUAGCCCACAGCCCUAGUCCGCAAACGGAUGAGCCUACAGAAACGGAAAACCGAGAAACCGUUGAAACGGCUCCUCCACAUCCAGGUGAAGCGCUCCUCUGUGUCCCACCCCUCCUUUUCAAACCGGACCCAGGAGCUCGACCCAAAGUCCCUAGUUACCCACAGCCCAGGAGACCUGCGGGGGGACUGUCUCGCCCUUUGCCCUCACCAGGUACCGCCCUGUCCAAGUCCCACCACAUCCUCACCAUCAGUGACCUGGAGGAGACCCGCCGGCCCCGCCGCCACAGCCCCCACUCCCAUGGCUCGGGCACCCGCUGUCGCAUCUCUUCCCCACCGCUGGGCUCCGCCUCAGGACCAAUCACCCUCCGCGCCGGGGGGUCCCUGCACCCCAAAACCUCCCCGGCCACCUCCCCGCUUUUCCCUCUCGGUGCUACUGAAAACCUGCUGACCUCUCCCCCAGCCCGCCUGGGUGGAGGACGGAGUGCCUCCUCCUCCGCCCGGGGUCCCGGGACUGUGACGCCCCAUUCUACCUCAGGACUCUUUCCCCUGCCUCCGUGGCAGGACGGGCUCGGCAGUCCUCCCUCAUCCAUCCCCGACAGCCUCUCUGUAUCCCCAACCAUCCACCACUCCCCCAGACCACCUCGGCUGACAUUUGACCUGAACCAGCCGGACUCCGCGGAUGUGCCGCUCAACUUCAUGGCCUCGCCGGAGCUGAAGGAGUUAGCGUCGGCGAACGGAACCUCCUCACCGCUGAGCGUCGCCAUAGGGACAGGGAAGGGUGCUCAUCUGGUCCCGGAUCAGGAGUUCCCCUACGCGCCCUUUGUGGUGGACCCCGACGUGACCAUGGACUCUGUGCUGAACACGGAGCUGGAGUUUGAUGAAACCCUGCUGAAUGAGGGCGUGGCAAUGCACUGUGGGGCCCAGAUUGUGGUGGACGGGGAGGGGGAGGAGAACCCGGACGAGUACCGGGACAGUGAGGCAGACAAGAGGACGGUCCGCGUCAGGACACUGCGCCCCGCCGCUUCUGCGAGGGAAGAGUGGGGCAACACCUCCUCCGAUGAGGACAUGGAGAAUUACUUUGACUUCUCCCGCACCGUGGUCAGCCGUACCGCCCCGCCACAGACCUCCCCGUCUGCCUCCACCACGGCCAUCCCCCAGCUGGAUGGGGUGGAUGAUGGGACAGAGAGCGACGCUAGCAUUGCCACCAAUGACGGCACACAGAGCCUUAAGAGCUCGGGUCAGGCACAGGCUCAGAAGCCGACCCAGCUGGCCGAGGCUGUGCCUCAGGAGGAGAAGCGGAGCAACGGGUUAACAGACACGAGCAUGAUCUCUGUAAGCCCCACAUCAGCACUACUGCUCAGCAAACAGUCCGAGAAUUCAGGCAGGAGUAGUACCUCUAAGACUUUAGGGACUCCGUUUGCCUACAUAUCCUCAGGACCCCCAGAUGCAAGCAAUUCCCCCCAGCCAGGUGGUGCCAUCUCUGUCACCUCCAGUUUGCCACCUGACAGGACAGCAACUUACCUGGAAGCUCUCAAACAGUCUGCAACAGUAGAUCCAUCCCACAUGUAUAGUCCUUUAGAAAUGAGCUCUGUAUCCCAUCAGUCGCUUGGUGUAACGUCUCUGUUUGAAAAUGCAGUGUCCUCCGCACAAGGGCAGACUCUAAAGAAGGGGUCCUCGCAUCUUGCAGAACUGCAUCCAGUUGCAGCAGAGUUUGCAGAAUCGUUUGUGCAACACGUAGGUCUUUCAGAGGGAUCGAUGGAGCAGGCGAUGCUAUUAACAUCUGGCUCCAAUUCGGACAUGGCCACCGGGACUCUCCUUGCCCAAGAAUGUCAUGACCUUCCGUCACCCAAUGCUUCUUUGACUGACUUGGUAACAGUCCAGGAGGAACCUCAGAUUGACACCGACUCCACAGAAAUCCCCAAAGACAUCUUCCUGGACCCCAGCAGCGGGCACUUUGUUUCUGCUAAGGAUGGCACGGAGGUCUACUUGAACAACUUGACGGAGGCUAUGGAGGAUGAUGUUUCACUAUCAGGCUCUGUAAAUGGGAGCCAGAACAUCACAGCAGAUUCCUUUCCGCUCAACAGUGUCAGCUUGACUGAGGCCCCCAAGCCCAGUCAGUCUACGGCUGACUUUCUGCAGGUCAGUCCAUCGGUCCAGCUUCCAGUGCCCACUUUCAAACCUGCCCCUGUCCUGCACCCACCUGCACCCAGCCUUAGUGCCACGCUCGAUCCUCUGCAGUCAACCCAGAUGGCAACAGUUUUACCAUCCAUGGAGAGUUUCCGCACAUCCCUGCUGCACCAAGAGCCAAGGCUUCCUGCACCCAUUGGAGGCAUGACUUAUGUUUCCUCCAGUUAUCCACCUCAGCAAGAAACCAUAGUGUCAAUGACACCAGCCUCUGGUCUUCCUCUCGGAUCCUAUGGGACAGUGUCUGUGCCUGUGUUCCCGACUCAUUCUCUGCCAACAGGCUCCACGACUGUUAACCUUGUGUCCUCUUCUGCUUCCGCCACCACCUCUUCAGAAGGCCUUUCUUUCCAAGUGAGGGAAGCCAGCCAGUACCAGCCUGUCUGUCCCACACCCCUUCAGACCCCUACUUCCGCCCCCAUCCUGAUCAAUGGGUAUAACACUGCAGCCGUGCAAAAGGAUGCCUCGAGGAGUCGCACAAUCUCCAUAAACUUCUCCACUCCCAGGCCAGCGUUGGAACCCCAGCAGCCAGUGUUGACGCCAAACGUUCCAGGCCAUGCCAUCCUCACGGUGCGCGAAGUGGGUGGCCCCAACGUGGACUCCACCCCGCACGUGCUGCUUGUGAACCGUCUUGGCCAGAUCUUCGUCAAGAACCCCGACAGCAACACCUUCCACCUGCCCAGUCCCAACUCCCCAUCCUACGGCUGCGUUAGCCAGAUUGCUAACCUCCUUCAGAGCAACGCCCUCUCCACCACCCUGGCGGCCGCGGGGAACAUGACAACAGCCGCGGGCGCUGCUGUCCCGGCGCAUGUCCCCAGGAUGGUGACCCCCAUGCCAUCCCCAGGGGUGGUCCACAACCCUGCCACCACUGCCCGCCUCAUCACCUACAGCAGCAACGGGGCGGUAUCUCCCAGUGAUGUCCUCAUGGGGAAGAAACCAAAAGCAUCUGCCAAGGGUGCCGUGCCCGGCGUCAAGAAGCCCAGGAAGAAGAGAGUAACGCCCAUUCCCAAGAAAACCAAAGCAGCCAGUGGCUUAGACUCAUCAUUGUGGCCAGCUCCCACCACCCUGCCACCCAAAGCUCGCGGUGGGCCCUUGCCCAACCCGGCAACGAAAAGCGAAAGUGCCCAAGCCAUAAUCAAUCAAGCCAUGGCCAGCAACUACAACCCCAACCGGGCAGGUACCCAUAUUCUUGCCCCCUCACGCUUCCGAGCCCCUCCUGCCUUGAACAGGGUGCGGGCGCAGAGCUCGGUGGUCCUGCCGCCGGGUCUCCUCGUCGAAUCCGAGCCCACAGCCACCCCUGGGAGCGCCGUUUCCCGGCCCCGGACCCAGGUUCGCAUGAAGAGGGUUUCGUCGCUGUCCGACCGCAUUGCUACCAAAAAAUCCAAGAUGGAUUUCAUCGAGCUGGAGCCCCCUGGUGUUCAGGAGGACUCGCGGAAGGCCACCAGUGCAGCCGCCAGCAGGUCUGGGGGUGUCCGUAUUAAAACCCCGACGGUGAAAGGGGUCCUGGACCUCGACAAACCAAAGGAGGAGCGCCACAGCGACUCUGAAAACAUGAGACCUGGACCCUGGGAUCGGCUAUCGUCUGUGUCCCGAGGUGUGGACCUUGGCUACAGCAAACCCCAGGCCUGGGAGAGCGUGGGGCGUAACGCCCUGACCGAUUGGAACAAAUACUCAGGUGCAAUGUCGAGCUCGGAAGAUGAGAUGCCCCCUCCGGAUCUGGAUGACGAGCCUCCGCCCUCCCGAGACCAGCCACACCUCCGCUUUGAGAUCACCAGCGAGGACGGCUUCAGUGUGGAGGCUGACAGCAUAGAGGUGGCAUGGAAGGCCGUGAUUGACGGGGUCCAGGAGGCCCGGGCGGCGGUGCGGCUUAAGCAGCUGUCCUUUGCGGGCAUGAGCGGGGCGCGGAUGAUGGGCAUGCUCCACGACGCCGUGCUCUUCCUGGUGGAGCAGCUGCAGGGCGCCUCGCGCUGCCAGGGCCACGUCUUCCGCUUCCACAAGCAGGACAACCAGGAGGAGGAGCUCCCGGUCAACCCCAGCGGCUGCGCCCGCUCCGAGGUUUACCUGCGGAAGUCCACGUUUGACAUGUUUAACUUCCUGGCCUCUCAGCACAGGCAGCUCCCAGACAAUGGGCUGUAUGACGAGGAAGAGGAUGAGGUUCCACUCAAGUCAACCAGGCGCGCCACAAGCCUGGAACUCCCCAUGGCCAUGCGCUUCCGACACCUAGAGAAGACAUCGAAAGAGGCUGUAGGGGUGUACAGGUCUGCUAUCCACGGGCGGGGUCUGUUCUGCAAACGAAACAUAGACGCAGGGGAGAUGGUGAUCGAGUACUCCGGCAUCGUCAUCCGCUCUGUGCUGACAGACAAGCGUGAGAAAUACUACGAUGGCAAGGGCAUCGGCUGCUACAUGUUCCGCAUCGACGACUUCGACGUGGUGGACGCCACCAUGCACGGCAACGCGGCGCGCUUCAUCAACCACUCGUGCGAGCCCAACUGCUACUCGCGCGUCAUCAACGUGGAGGGCCAGAAGCACAUCGUCAUCUUCGCCCUGCGCAAGAUCUACCGCGGCGAGGAGCUCACCUACGACUACAAGUUCCCCAUCGAGGACGCCAGCAACAAGCUCAGCUGCAACUGUGGGGCCCGCCGCUGCCGUCGCUUCCUCAACUAGUGGCCCAGCUGCAG